AAUGGCACUUUCCUUCUUGAAGAUUUGUUGCUAAAUUGAUGGUCGAUGAUCAAAACUUCUCAUUCCUCUUUAACGGCCUAAUAAUCAAUCGUCUUCCUUCCUUCCUUCACAUUAACCUCCAUUUUCACCUUCUUCCACCCAUCCCAGGGUUGAUUAAAACUCCCUUCUUUUCCCAGAAGAAGAAGAAGAAGAUCAUCCAUCACAUUCUUCAUUUUUUCUCCAUUUCAUCGCCUGUCGAGUUUGAUCCCAGGAUAUAGAACUAGGGUUUCAUCUCUCCACUUCCCAUUUCUUAUAGAUAUUUUGGGUAUCUGCUGAAUUCGAACUUCACACUUGUUGUCAUAUGAAUUUGUUCAUGCGCGAUCUCCUCUGUUUGUUAGGGGGAGGUGGGUUUUUGAUGAUUGAUUCGUUUAUUUGUUGCUUGCUUACUGUUUUGAAGAAACUGGAAUAAUAGACUAGGAAGAACUCUUUUUUAACUUGAUUCAUUUGGGAGUUCUCAGGAGAUGAAGAGACCCAAAUCUGAACCUUAUGGUUUAAGGAGGCUUAAACUGCCUUAUAUUUUGUUGGGUAUUGCUGCAUUUUACUUGAUUUUUAUAUCUUUCAAGUUCCCUCAUUUUCUUGAGAUUGCAACAAUGCUUAGUGGUGAUGAUGCAAAUUCUGGUCCUGAAGAGGGGACAUCUAGUGACAAUUCCAAAGACGAUGAUUUGAACAAACCGUAUCUUUCGGUUUACAAGGAUCUGAUAGACGGGGGAUUAGAAAGUAAUGAUUUACAAAACUCACCUUUGGUUCCACAAGAGAAACCUAUUGAGGAAAGUAGAACAGAAACUCAGCUGAUAAAUCCUAUUGAGUUUAGUUAUGGUAGUAUUAUUAACAGGACAAGUGAUCUAUCUGUACUUGAUAAGAUGGCAGAUGAAGCUUGGAUUUUGGGUUUGAAGGCAUGGGAAGAAGUGGAUACAAUCCAUGAAAAUGAUAUAAGCGAAACUGCUGUACUCGAGGGGAAACCUGAAUCAUGCCCGUCGUGGGUAUCCAUGACUUCUGAACAAAUGCAGAGAGGAGAACAUAUCAUGUUCCUUCCUUGUGGGCUUUGUGCAGGUUCUUCAAUUACAGUUGUGGGAACACCUCAUAAUGCUCACCAUGAGAAUGUGCCUCAGCUGAAAAUUACAAGAGGUAAUAGCUUGGUUUUGAUAUCACAAUUUAUAGUUGAAUUGCAAGGCCUGAAAGCAGUGGUUGGGGAGGACCCACCCAAGAUUCUCCAUCUGAAUCCUCGACUUAGAGGUGAUUGGAGCAAUCAACCUGUCAUCGAACACAAUACUUGCUACAGGAUGCAGUGGGGCACUGCUCAAAGGUGCGAUGGCUUACCAUCCAAUACCGAAGAUGACAUGCUUGUUGAUGGACACGCUAGAUGUGAAAAAUGGAUGGUCAAUGAUAUUGCUGAUUCAAGAGAGUCGAAGACAACUUCAUGGUUCAAAAGAUUUAUUGGCCGAGCACAGAAGCCUGAAGUGACCUGGCCGUUUCCCUUUGCAGAGGCAAGGCUUUUUGUCCUCACUAUUCGAGCAGGUGUGGAUGGUUUCCACAUUAAUGUAGGGGGUCGACAUGUUAGUUCAUUCCCAUAUAGAACGGGGUUUACACUUGAGGAUGCAACAGGAUUAGCUAUUAAAGGUGAUAUGAAUAUUCAUUCGGUUCAUGCCACUUCUCUGCCAACAUCUCAUCCUAGCUUCUCGCCCCAAAGGGUUUUAGAAUUGUCUGAACAAUGGAAAGCUGAUCCUUUGCCCAAGAGCCCCAUUAUACUUUUUGUUGGAAUCCUAUCUGCGACAAAUCACUUUGCGGAAAGAAUGACUGUUAGAAAAACUUGGAUGCAGUCCCCGGUUGUCAAGUCCUCAAAUGUAGUAGUUCGAUUCUUUGUUGCAUUGAAUCCGAGGAAAGAGGUUAAUGCUGUUCUGAAAAAAGAGGCUGCUUAUUUUGGCGACAUUGUGAUAUUGCCAUUUAUGGAUCGGUAUGAACUCGUGGUUCUUAAAACUAUUGCAAUCUGCGAGUAUGGGAUUCAAAAUGUAACUGCUUCCUACAUCAUGAAAUGCGACGAUGAUACUUUCGUGAGGGUGGAUACUGUCUUGAAAGAAAUUGACGGGGUUUCUCCAGAUCGACCCCUUUAUAUGGGAAAUCUCAACCUCCAACAUAGACCGCUCCGGAGUGGGAAAUGGGCAGUGACAUACGAGGAGUGGCCUGAAGAAGUAUACCCUCCUUAUGCAAAUGGGCCUGGUUAUAUAAUCUCAAGUGAUAUUGCCAAGUUUAUUAUCACUCAACACGCAAACAGGCAACUAAGGUUAUUCAAGAUGGAGGAUGUGAGCAUGGGAACGUGGGUGGAACAGUUCAACAGCACAACAUUGGUUCAAUAUUCGCAUAACUGGAAAUUCUGUCAAUAUGGAUGCAUGGAAGAUUACUAUACUGCACAUUAUCAAUCCCCGAAACAGAUGAUUUGUUUGUGGGAUAACCUCUCAAAGGGUCAGGCCCGAUGCUGCAACUUUAGACGAUGACAACUCAAAAUCGUUAAUGUUGUAAACACAUGUUCUCGGCUUCCUUUUAGUUAGGGAUUUAGUUUCCAUUGUUGCUUUUACAAUUGUUAAUGGCGGCAGUUGGGAGGCCAUUUGUGAAGAUUAGCUUUAGAAGUAGGGUGGUAAUGAAAGAGGAAUUUAUC
This is a messenger RNA of Impatiens glandulifera, 2689 nucleotides long. RefSeq names its product hydroxyproline O-galactosyltransferase GALT2-like. Gene Ontology annotation, cellular component: Golgi membrane. The record is from RefSeq and is a predicted model, not a curated record. The transcript has 7 exons. Gene Ontology annotation, molecular function: galactosyltransferase activity; carbohydrate binding. The coding region runs from base 501 to 2528 and encodes 675 amino acids. Lineage: Eukaryota; Viridiplantae; Streptophyta; Magnoliopsida; Ericales; Balsaminaceae.